CCGUACAUUGCGUCCAAAAAUAUGUGAUUACCGGCACCCGCUCUCAAGCUCUAGCUUUAUUAUCAGAAACGGAACUUUCCAUUAGUGUGUCUAUCGAGUCUACAAAACCUUUUUUCAGCUUUAAAGGAUACGGAAAUUAUCACAAUUAGAAAAUUUACAGCACUAUCUAAUAACUUUAUUUGUAUCAUAACCAAGAAUUUUAGGUCACAAUUUCUGAAUAUGUGAAAGCGCUACUAGUAUUCGGAUCCGGUUGGCCGUGUCGAUAUGCAAAUUUAUGCUUUAGUUCCAGUUUUAUCUAAGGAGUGUUUUCGUCUGAUCCGAAGCAGAACUUUGCAGUAAUAUAGGAGCUGAUGCAUAUAGGAAUAAUGGCGAUUUUCAAAAGGAUCUGUACUUGUUUGUGCUUGUUAAUCUUUAAAUACGAAUGUGCCGGUGUACGCCUAGUGUUAGGCCCCGUUAACUAUGCGGCCUCUCCGACCGAAAACGUUCGCUUACGGUGUCAGAUAAGAGAGAAAGGGUCGGCAAAGAUAAUCUGGACCUAUGGAUCGGAGACUAUUCUAAGCUAUGACAGACAGACUAACAGACUUCUAGAUCCCAAUCUCGGGAGUCGGUACUCCAUUACGCCAUCGUUCGGCAAUAAUUUUGAUCUAAAUAUUCAAGACGUACGUGUGAUUGAUAUUGGCAUGUAUACCUGUGGCUAUAUAGGAAAUAAAACAGUGUUUAGCUUAAAAUCUAUCAAGCUGGAUGUAGUUCAGGAUACAUCGGUUCAGGUGUAUCCUAAUUGCUACCCUGACCAGUCGCUGGAUAGAAUAUCACCACACGAUUCAGUUGAUUUGAAUUGUGAUGCAGGUUUGACUAUAUCACCCAACACAAAACUUAGCUGGAUCAAACGUGGCACCACGCUUGUAAGCCAGGUUGGUGAACCAUACCUAUCGUAUCAUACUGUUCUCACACAUGACGACUACGGAGUCGCGUUUGUUUGUAAUGUAACUGACCUAUUAACGGACCAGUAUAAAACAUGUCGAAUUGUACCACUUAUUUUUGCACAAAAGACAUCGUUAUUUGUGCAGAUCGCACCACCGAUAAUUGAGGCCCAGGUUGGAAAUGAAGCUAUUUUUACCUGUAUUGCGAGAGGUUUAGAAUCAACCGAACAGCCACGAUAUAGCUGGUCAAUUACUAAUACUGAUCUGAUUACAAGUAAACGCGUUUUUGUACAAAAUAAAAUACUAAAAAUAAUUAAUAUUCAACCUGAUGAUGACAGAUCUCGUUUCACAUGUGAAGUAAUUACAGAUACACGACGUCGAGGGUCAAGAGAUACGGUAUUAUACGUGGCUUUACCGCGCCCACGCGUCACUACCCCUACAAGGACCACAACGAACACAGGACCCCGUACACAUACGUUACUGUACUUUAACGAAACAACUAAUACAUUUGUGCCUAACAUUACUAAUACUAAUAGCAAUCAAAGAGGACUUAGAAGCGGGAUUGCUGUUGUUAGUGCUUUAGUCUUGAUAUUCAUUAUUAUAAUAGCAGUGGAAGUUGCUAGAAGAAGAAGAAACAGACAACGAUCUGGAAAUGCUGUACCAACUGGGGAACGGGAAGCGGUAUUCCAGGAUGCUGCGACCGUAGGCGACAGUUCUCGAUUCAGUUUUAUGCAAAUAAUCAUAAGAUUUAGUCGUACUUUUAGUAGCGCACCCCCGAAGAAACCAAGACGAGUCCGAUUUGCAAAUCAAGAAAGCAUGCGUAAGCCAAAGAAAGUCAUUAGUGAGCAUCUAUAUGACUUUGUUCCAUUUGAGGAGGAGAACCCGAAAAGUAACAAAAAGCUCUUCAAGAAACCUAAACUAUUCUUAUUUGAAGAAGGGUCUGUUUAUAAAAAUAUCACCAAAAACAUGUCAAACAAUUGCUCACUCAUAAGUUAUACAUGUAAAUAUGAAUCACAUCCAGUGACCUGUGCGUGUGUGCUGGACGAUGUGUCUGGAAAAAUGAGCCUAGCAAAUCCAGACACUGAUACUAGACCAAGAACUCAUCCUGGAAAUUUGGAAAUCAUUUCUAAAGGCAAUCCUUUGAAACCACCAAAACUUCAGUUGACCAGUGGACUGGAUUUAGUUUACGCAGAUUUAGACUUUCACGAAAAAACGCACGAGUCACCGACUUUAAUGCAAGUUUUACUAAGACUGCGGGGAAAUGAAUAUGCGGAAAUACGAACCAGUGUAAAGUAAUAAUGAGCAUUUUUACGUAAAUUAGACCUACUAUUAGUAUGGAUAUGUAGCAAACUCUAAAUAAAAUACAUGCAUUACGGUUACACAAAGUUGAAACGUAUACUGUACGUUGAAAUUAUAGACAUAACAUUCACUGGAUAUUUCAAGCACUCCUUCUCUUUCUCAACGAUAACGAUGAAAACUUAAUCAAGCAAACACUACGGUGGUGGAUAAAAAUUUAAAGAGUUUUAGGCUGUAUAAGAUCAAUCAUACACAUAAUAUGUACGGUAAAUGUUGAAUUAACUACAACUAUAGAAAUAUGUUUCUCUUCACCCGGCGGAAGGCAAUGCCCUAUCUUUUCUAGCGAAGGACCAAUUGCAAAAGCGAUUGACCCAUGUUUAAUGUAUAAUAGUCUUGAAUAUAAAUUGGAUAGGCCUAUAAUAUUUUAAACAGGUCUAGACAAUACUUGAUAGUAUUUUAAAUAGGCUUAUAAGUUGAUUUGGCCUUGUACACAUUACCAAGGAAACGCAGAUAUUGAACCGGGGAAGCCCAUAUUUAGUAAACCGUUGAAUCACAAUGAAUAGGCCUACUACGCUCAGAAGAUUAGUAAUAAUUGAAACUAAACGCGAAUCGUAUUAUACAAGGUGUCAGAAUGAAUAUGUUAAAGAAUAAUUCAUAAGAUUUUGUUAGAUCCAAUAAAACAUGAUUAUAAUAUUCAAUUAUCAAUUAUUUAUAUAAUCAACCAUAUUAUCAACUACCAUUAUCAAUGAAUUUCAUAUCAUAGUAGGGCCUAGGUUUUAUUGUUACAGAUUGUACUGUGAGUAAAAACGUACAUGAUUGGUAGCAAACAUGUCAUUCAUUGUUAGGUUGGCCCGUGGUAUUCAGGCAUCAGGCAUAGUAUUGUACAUCAAUGAGUUACUAUGGAAUUUUGCAAUUCACGUUGGGAUUUAAACAAAGUCUAGAUUAAUAAUUGAAUAGAGGAUUUCAAUCCAUUACUGCUUCUGAUUACUGUGAUUAAUGAUGGCAAAGUAGUAUAUAAUUUAAGUUUUUGUAUUAAAACACUUUCAAUACAAUGUGCAAUACGAAAUGGAAAAGGGGUGAAUCACAUGGUGGCUGGGGUAAAAUGUAUUGCCUCCUCGAGAUCCAAAAAACAACGUUAAUAUUUGUUAUGAAGUAUGAAGUUUUCGUUAUUUCGUUCCAAAAUUAUACAAAAGGUUUCUAUCCCUUGUUGAAUCUUUUAGUAGCUCAAUUUGAACAAUUGUUUGUUAAACAAUAGGUAAACGCUUCAAUACCAUUCCUAAUACAUUGUGGUUUUUCUCGACCUUGGGAUUUAUGGUUGUUUUUUUUUUUAAAUAUUUUUUGUCAUUUUAAAGUUUUCAUAGACUAGUAUUGCAUACUCUGACGUUGAAUUUUAGGUCACCGUGGUCUGUAACGUCAUAACCACUUCACCACAAUAAGACUUUGUGAUUUUACUAUUAUAAUACAAUGGAAAAAAUAAUAUAAUAUGAAAUAGCCCUAUGCAUGACAAACAAUUUUGCUGAGCGGGCCCGUAGUAGUAACCUUCAUAUUUACAGGAGACGGCACUGUCAUCAUCAUCCGUUGGACAUGCACGUGGGUUCUCCAAAGGGAACUAUUUGGCAUUGCGAGUAUUUGCUUAAAGGUACCUAUGACAGGGUUGGUAUAUCUCCUUCAAAAGAAUAUGCCCAGAGUUCUCCUAGGGUUUUCAGCCAAUAAUACCUUAUUGUUUAGUACUAUCCGACGAUUUCUUAUUCUUGCUCAUCACUCGAACGGAAUGGGGUUAUUUUUUUCUUAAUUUUUUACUGACAUCAUGUAGCAUGCCACUAGUUUUAUGAAAAUUGUAAAAAAUGCUGCGAAGGCAAUCGGUAGUUCCAAGCAAAAUGACAAUAGCAUUAUAAGGACGACCGUCGAUAAGACCAGCGACUGUUACUACAACCACUUUUUUUUUUUGAAAUGAUAAAAGUAAAAGUAUAAUCAUACACGCUAUCACUGCCUGGUGACAUCCAAUGAUUCAUAGUAUUACCGGUAACUGCGAUCUUAUGACAGCGCCCCCACUUUAGUCAUUCUGUAAUAUUAUUUUCGACAUAAAUCUUACAACAAAAGCGUCGACGUAUGCCUCGAUAUUGUUAUUGCUUUAUCAAACA
Molecule: messenger RNA, 4357 nt
Organism: Anneissia japonica
Lineage: Eukaryota; Metazoa; Echinodermata; Crinoidea; Comatulida; Comatulidae
Exons: 1
Coding region: 351-2216 (621 amino acids)
Source: RefSeq, a predicted model, not a curated record